Molecule: messenger RNA, 1497 nt
Organism: Engraulis encrasicolus (European anchovy)
Lineage: Eukaryota; Metazoa; Chordata; Actinopteri; Clupeiformes; Engraulidae
Product: growth/differentiation factor 8
Exons: 2
Coding region: 151-1434 (427 amino acids)
Cellular component (GO): extracellular region
Molecular function (GO): growth factor activity; cytokine activity
Source: RefSeq, a predicted model, not a curated record
UGUGGAUUAUACUUCGGAAAACAGACCAGCUUUUUUUUUACCUGUCACUAAUACAAGGCGGCAAACACCUUGAGGCCACAGUGGGUGGUAAAAGCAGGUAAACAACCGACCGUGGAAAAGGGAGUGGCCAGCAUCUAUAAAUGAAAAAGCAUGCGUGGAAUUUCAUUUAUACUCCCCAGCGCACACACACACACCACACACACUCACACACACACACAUACGGUGAGUGAGCCACGCUUCAGCAACUCUGCCAUGCCCAUGUGUCGGUGCAUUCUGCUCUGCCUGGGAACCCUCACUCUCUGCCUCGGCCUGGCUGAGUGCAGGACGCACAGGAGGCGGCAUGUGGACUCGCUCGGUCACGCUCACCCUCACGGUCACGGUCACAGGGCCCUGCGGCUGGACGCGCUCAAGGCCAGUAUCCUCAGCUACCUGGGCAUGGAUCGUCCUCCGGUGCCCAUCGCCAGAGGCUCCGCGCAGGAGAGGCAGCAGGAGCUGGACAGGAUGUUCCUGCGGUACAGGGAGAUGCUGCAGCAGCUGAGGGGGAACACUACCACCAGCACCACCACCUCCACAAGCACCACCAUCAUCCAGCAGGAGACGCAGCACACACAGCACACCAGGACAGCCUCCAUCACCGUGCGCCCAGCCUCAGUGCUGGCAGUGACCGAGCAAGAGGGUGAACCCCAUACACACCAGCAGGUCCAGUGGUACAGAGCAGUAUUCUACAGACCCUUCAUCAGAGAGGACCAGACUCUGAGAUGGGCUGCUCUCAGACUUCACAGUGCUGACCGUUACUGCUCACCCACAAAACAGAAGAUUAGGCUCAGUGUCAGCAUAUCGGAACCGGGCACUGGAGAAAGGACACCGUUUCCUAUCAUGGAAAGGACUCUUAAACGAAUACUCUGCACUAGGAAUGUGACAGUGAACAUAAGGGCAGUCAUUGAGGAGUGGAGGCUGAGGUCUGCUAAUAGCAGUUUAAUCAUGGACGUGGGUUUGUCCACGGGAGAGAGAACUGGUGUGACCGUCCCUGCGCCUAACAUGACUCUAGAGAUGGACUUAUUACUACAUGAUGGAGGGGCACACUCAAGGCGAGCACGCUCCACAAAGGACGAGAACUGCGAGGAGGACAACAAGUGUUGCCGGCGGUCGCUCAACGUGUCCUUCAAAGAGAUAGGCUGGUCCGACUGGGUCGUGGCGCCCAGCAGCUACACCAUGUACUUCUGCGACGGCUCCUGCCCCCACAACUACAAGCCGGCAAGCAUGCACACGCAGGUUAAGUCACGCAUGCAUCACAUGACGCGGGGAGCCACGCCUCGGCCGUGCUGCGUGCCGGCGGCCUACGAGCCUAUGAUCCUCAUGCACUAUGACAGUAGAGGGAAGCUGAAGCUCUCCCCAUUCAACGAUUUGAUUGUUAGCAAAUGCCACUGUGCCUAACCCCCUUUGACUGACAGAAAUGGAAGUAUUUAUUGUUGUUAUUAUUAUUAUUAUUAUGGUUAU